GAUGGUAAAACUUUCCAGCUACCGGAUUUUAAUUACUGAGGCGGUAAAUCCUACUCUCUUUGGAAUCCACUUAGACGGGCUCUGGAUCAGAGUUUAAGUACAGGUAGCAGGGAGCAGGGGCUUAUAAAAGAGCCCCAGUCAGCCGAUGGCGGCAUUACACAAGGGCAGCACCCCUGGCAUAACCCUGAGCCAUGACUCUGUAUGUAGCCGAGGUAGCCAAAGUCCGGGACAAAAGGUUUCCGCGCUGCUCCUUCUCCAUUGAAAGAAUUUUAGGACUAGAUAGGAAGCAGGAACUCAGUCCAGCAGUAAAACUCCACAGGCCCUGGACUGGCUUGUACUACAGCUUAGGUCAGGAUGGCAGCCUGUGUCCAAAAUUUCCAAUUCUGUCUUACGAAAUCCCGUUGCUUCACAAUAUAUCUCAAUCAAUGACAGAAAGGAUUUCAUCAUGUGAGAGAUAUUCAGAGACUGAUAAACCAUCAUACAAAAGAGAACUAAGCUGGUACAGAGGCAGACGCCCAAGGACUGCUUUUACAAGAAAUCAGAUUGAAAUGCUGGAGAAUGUAUUUCAAGUAAAUUCUUACCCAGGGAUUGAUGUAAGGGAAGACCUAGCUCAGAAACUGGAUUUGGAUGAAGACCGAAUUCAGAUCUGGUUUCAAAACCGCCGUGCAAAACUUAAACGGUCUCAUCGUGAAUCGCAAUUUCUGAUAGUGAAGAAUGCAUUCACAAACUUGCAAGAACAGACUGCUCAGUGAAAUUAACAAAACUUUGGACAUACAUGGGGCAGAUCAAACUUCAAUGAUCUAAAAUAAUACUUUAGAAUUAGCAAGUGUAUGUUGUAAGCAUCAGCUAUGAAAACCUCUUAGAUGAGAGUAACUGAAUUCAGCUGCCAUAUGAGUGAUUUCAGCAAUGAUUAAAUAUGAUGUACUCUGAGAUGCUAAGGCCUGGCGUAUGAUUUACCCGACAUGGAGGGUAAGGAAGUCAAAACCCCUUGGAUAUUUUUAGUAAAGGUGUCAGCUGAUGCUUAGUAUCUGACUUUGUGUUGUCCAAAGGAAAUAAAACUGUGUAGACAUGUACUCUUUGUAGUCUUAUGCACUUUUGUACAGACCCUAUCUUUAAUAUGCCUCAUAAAUGUUUUAGUAAAGUCUUUUUUAUGUGACUAGCACAUUAAUAAUGCAAGUGAAACUUACUGUAAUGUAUGACAGUACAUAUCUUAAACUAACUUAGUGAGCCCUAAUUUUAUUUAAAAAAAAUGAAAAUUGUGGUCCUGAUGUGUAUUUAAUGUCCUGUCAUAUUGUCUUCUACCUUUCAAAAUGUUAGAGUAAAUGUUGUCAUUUAUAGUGUAUAUAAUUAAAGAGUUUUGCAAGAUAUGUACAAACACAUAGAAAUCUUCAGUGGUUUCAUUUGAA
This is a messenger RNA of Protopterus annectens (West African lungfish), 1406 nucleotides long. RefSeq names its product HESX homeobox 1 (gene HESX1). NCBI's taxonomy places the organism in Eukaryota, Metazoa, Chordata, Ceratodontiformes, Protopteridae. Gene Ontology annotation, molecular function: DNA-binding transcription repressor activity, RNA polymerase II-specific; RNA polymerase II cis-regulatory region sequence-specific DNA binding. The coding region runs from base 192 to 752 and encodes 186 amino acids. The transcript has 4 exons. Gene Ontology annotation, biological process: regulation of transcription by RNA polymerase II; forebrain development; pituitary gland development. Gene Ontology annotation, cellular component: nucleus. The record is from RefSeq and is a predicted model, not a curated record.